CCACGAAAUUUCUAACGGUUGUUUACCUUCUCUUGCAGCCCUCAUGGAUGCGGAGCCGGGAAUACUGGGACGACAGUUUCGAGGCACGUUUCGCGGAGCUGCGGAAAGAUCCGACAAGACCACCCUUGAAGGUUAUCCUUGUGCCUCACAGUCACACCGAUCCGGGAUGGCUGAAGACGUUCGAGCAGUACUUCCACAGUUCCACGAGGAGCAUCCUAAAUAACAUGGUCUCGAAGCUGCAGCAGUGGCCGAACAUGACCUUUAUCUGGAGCGAGGUUUCGUUCUUAUCGCUAUGGUGGGACAGUGCUCAUCCGACGAAGAAGAUGGUCAUAAAAAGAUUAGUCAAAGACGGUCGACUGGAAAUGACCACCGGAGGCUGGGUCAUGACUGAUGAAGCAACUUCUCACAUUUACGCUAUGCUGGAUCAGCUCAUUGAAGGUCACCAGUGGCUGAAAACGAAUCUCGACGUGAUACCCGAGUCGGGCUGGUCCGUUGACCCGUUCGGCCACGGCAGCACCAUACCGUACUUCCUCAGGGCCUCGGGCGCGUCCGGCACGGUCAUCCAGAGGAUACAUUACGCGUGGAAGCAGUGGUUCGCUAAAAAGCAGUACGGCGACUUUGUCUGGCGACAGCCGUGGGAUCGCGACGGCGCCGCCGACAUGCUCACCCACAAUCAGCCCUUCGACAUCUACAACAUCAAGCACUCGUGCGGCCCACAUCCGCAUGUCUGCCUCAACUUCGACUUCCGUAAGAUACGCGGCGAGUACACCGAGUACUCGGUCCGCGCCGUCGAGAUCACGCCGAACAACGUCAAGCAGAUGGCCGAGCUGUUACUGGAGCAGUACGCGAGAACCGGCUCGUUGUUCACUCACAACGUCGUGCUGAUGCCGCUCGGCGAUGACUUUAGAUACGACCACGCGAUCGAGUGGGAUCAACAGUACACCAACUACAAGAUCCUGAUGGAUUACAUAAACAGCCGCAAGGACGAGUACAAUGCCGAGGUGGUGUUCGGCACGCCGAAGGACUACUUCGGCGAGAUACAAAAACGCGUGGUCAAGUUCCCGUCGUUGACGGGCGACUUUUUCGUGUACUCGGAUAUCUUCAGCGAGGGUAGACCGGCCUAUUGGAGCGGCUACUUUACCACCAGGCCGUACAUGAAGAUCCUGGACCGCGAGCUCGAGGCAAAUCUCAGAUCCGCCGAGAUCCUCUACACGAUUACGCUAAAUCUCGCCAAGCAGUCUGGCAAGGAUAUAAAACUUUACGAGACGUAUUUCGAAAAGUUGGUGAAGGCGAGGCGUAAUCUGGGCCUGUUCCAGCAUCACGACGCGAUCACCGGUACCUCAAAGUCCUUCGUCAUGAAGGAUUACGCGCUGAAACUCUUCGAAUCGAUCUCGGACACGACGAGCCUGCAGAGCUUCGCCAUCCAGUCGCUCGCGGCCACCAUCAGCGGCAAAUCCAAUUCCGUCUACGUGCUGGCCGAGUCGGACAGAGACAGCUACGAGAAGUUGCCGAAGAAGAUACCGAUCGGCGUGAACGGCCAUGAGACCAGGAAGAUCGUUCUGUUCAAUCCACUGGCCCAGCCCAGGCAGGAGGUGAUCAGUCUCAAAGUCACGUCGUAUAAAAUCAAAGUCCUGGAUCCCCAAAGAAACCCCAUACCCUACCAAAUCGCGCCGGUGAUGAACGCCACGAGCAUCACGCAUGACGUGUACGUGUUGCUCUUCGUGGCCGAGCUGAAACCGCUGUCGAUUGCCACGUAUCACCUGCGGCAAGUCGACAAGGUGCCGGCGGAGGCCAUCUCGACGGUGUAUUGCAGCCGUUGCGGCAAGGACAACGUCUUUCCCAUCAAACCCAUGCAGGUGGGCGACGUGCAGCUCGAGAAUCAACGGAUGAAGCUGCUGUUUGACGGACAGACGGGUUUCUUGAAGCGCGUAACGAAGAAAUCCACCGGCAAGAUCAUGCAGUGCGCCGUACAGUUCGCCGCGUACCCCUCGGCGCAGUUCCACAGCGGUGCCUACCUCUUCAUGCCCGACCCAAAUCUCCGGGACACCGACAAGGACGUCCUGGAGGCGUACACGCCGCACCAGAAGAUUUAUAUCGUCAGCGGUAGCCUGAGUUCCCGCCUCACCGUCGAGUACGGCAAGUUACUGACGCAUCACGUGGCGAUCUACCAUCACGACGGCGGCCUCGGCGAGGCCAUCUAUCUGCGCAACAUCGUGGAUUUCGAGACGCCGCCGAAGAAUCGCGAGACGGAGAUGUUCAUGCGCCUGCAGACCGAUAUCUCGAACGGCGAUCCGCCCGAGUUCUAUACCGAUCUGAACGGCCACCAGAUGAUCAAACGCACGAAAAUCGAGCGCAUCGGUAUCGAGGGCAACUACUUUCCCAUCACUACCAUGGCCUACAUCGAGGACUCGAGUCACCGACUGACACUGUUGGUGAACCACUGCCAGGGCGCGGCCAGCUACCAGCCCGGCUGGCUGGAGGUGAUGCUGGAUCGCAGGACUCUCUACGACGAUUCGAGGGGCAUGGGCGAGGGUUUGCUGGACAAUAGGCGGACGGUCAUCAAGCACUGGCUACUGCUUGAAGACAUCAGCGGCGAGAAGGACAGAUACUCGAGGCCGUCGCUGUUCGCCAAUCAUCUGAGCAACACUCUCAACUAUCCGGUGAACAUCUUCGUGGUCGACGGCAGUGAGCAGGAGGUCACGAUGGCGCCGGAAGUCCGAUUGUUGAGUCAGAGCUUCCCGUGCGACCUUCACCUGCUCAAUCUGCGCACCAACCACGAUCAGAAGCUGCCACAUUUCCCGGUGAACAGCGCGCUCAUGGUGCUGCACCGGCAGGGCUACAGCUGCUCCGUAGGCAUCGACGUGGCGCUGAAGCACUGCCCGCUCACGGAGAGACUCGCGCAGGGUACCGCGUUCUACAAGCUCGACAAGGUCAACGUUACGAAGACGUCGUUGACCGGCACGAAGCCGGGCGCGCGUCUGAAGGAUGGUUUCCAGGAGAUCGGCCUGCAACCGAUGCAAGUCGAGACUUACAACGUAAACUUCGUGCAAUGAUCCUAUAAUAAACCAUGUAUGCCAAUCGGCCGUCGAUCUUGACGCGCUCGCACGUUGAUCGGUUAGCAAAAUUCCAAAAGUACACACAGGCGUUCUGCCCCCUUCCAAAUGACACUGCCGUAUGUUAAUCGUACUGAAUACUACCUCUUUGACUCUUCGUGUAACGCGCGACGUUGUUGGCGGUAAAGAACGGAACUUUGCGGAAGCGAUACAGAGAAGCGAAAGUAAUCAAUAAUUUCUCGCGGGGCGGCGAAAAAUGUGACAAAUAACGUUGACCACUCUGGGACAAUUGAAAUAAACAAUUGACUCGUACGGUUUAAUUAAAAUGAAUUCUGUCGUAUCAGGAAGGAUUUAAAAAAAUUUUUAAUCAACAACCUUUUUAUUCCAUUAGGCGUGUGAAGGAGACAUUUUGAUUAAUUUCUUUCAAAAUUAAUCCCGACAAUGUGCUCUAUUGGCCUAGAAAUCAUGUUUUUAUAUACCGUCUUCUUUUUUCUUAUACUCAAUUUCUUUCAUAAACUUUAUUCGAAGAAAAGGAGAAAAGGGUUUCAUAACAGAUCAACAAUUUAUAAAUUUCACGAUUUUAUAAAUUAUUGACUAAGAACUCUUCAUUUCAAGCGAUGCUCCGCACUGGUUGCGUCACAUUUUCCGAGGAAAUUUUAAUGGCAGGAAGAGUGCGCGUGUAAAUAUUUCGAUCGAUGCAACACAAUUUAUUGUGUUAACUAAUCAUGACGAACGUGCAACGCGUGCGUGCAUUAUUGUACAUAUUGUUCCUGUGCGAUGUAUCCUUGCGUUUCAUUAUCGAACGGCAUAUUAUCGAGAGGGAGAGGGAAGGGAAGAGGCGAGAGAUGUAUACACGCAGAUAUAUAAAUACACUAGUAAUUUACUCCAAACAGAGUCUGAGAUAUCUAAUUAAUAUAUGUAUAUUCGCUGGAGCGAGAUAUUUGGGAACAGGUUUAUCUCGAUCUGUUUUACUCAUUAAAAUUUCCAAACAAUUCUUCCAUAAUUUAAUACCUGUAUCGCUGGAGUGACUUCAACUAUAUUUAUUAAGAUUUUAGGCUCUAGCAGUUCUGAAUUUCUUUAUCAUUGUCUUCGUGUCGAAAAACCUCAAUUUCUAAACUUUCUUAUUUAAUUUCUAAAAUGUUUAUUAUCAUUGUUUGAACGAUAAAAUGAUAUUUCUAACUUUCUGCGUGUCUUCACGACAGCUCUUUUUUUAAAGUGAUUUCGUGGGAGAUAUAAAAGGGGCCAUAGAGUCAGGCCUAUACGGAGAACAGAAGAAUUAAAAUUUCAUAUAGUGACCUUUAUCUGUUUCGUACGGCGGUUACCGUGGACAAACAGACUGACAGCUGACUGACGUAAAUUUCUUUUAUCAAACGUAUAGAGAUAUAUGUAUAUAUUGUAUCGUAUAUGUACAUAUUACAUAUCACGUCGUAACUUAUACCCUAGAUAAUUACCGAUACCGUAGACUACCUUUGUGAUAGCGAAACGAUGUAAAGAAAAUCUUAUACAUCUAUUUUCGUAUGUCAGAUAUUUUGCUAUCGACCCUCCCUCUCUCCCUCAUCGCGAGUAUUGACAGUAAGUGUCUUCUUAUAGACGAAGGGGACGCGAUAUUCCGGAGAUAUCUCCUCCCCGUGUAUAUCGCGUACGCAAUCGGGAAAUGUAGUAAAGUAUAAUGCGUGUAAAAUAAACUUGCGUGCCAGACGACGAAGUUAUCUCUUGGAGACAAUGCGGGUAGAGGCGGUCUUCACAAGAUACGACGAUAUAUAUAAUUCACACUGAAUUGCAAAUAAUUAAUUAAUUUGACGAGUUCUCACAAUUACGUGACGUUAACGAUUGCAAAAUCUUCUGUUUUGCUCUCUUUUUCUUUCUCUUCCGAGACGUUUAUGCCACGCACUGGAAACCUGUCAGAGCGAUAACGAGAUAUACCGUACUUCCGUGGAGUUCUAUGUAAUUACUUUAUUAUGAACGAACGAUAAGUAUUGAGACACGCGAAUGAUAAAUGAGAGAGAGAGAGAGAAAGAGACUCUGCGAAGUACGAUACGUAUCGUCGCGUGGCGUUUCCAGCAAUCUUCCACUUCCAUGGAGAAUCUCGAAGUGUCCCUUUUUGCGGCUGUACCGUCGGUCCGAUUUGUACAUAUUAGAUUAAUUAAUGGAAAGCCGUGCAGCUACCGCGCGCGCGAGUGGACCGGUCGCACGGUCGCAUUCCUCCGGCGCGUGAAACAAGAGAGGAAAUUAGUUUCUCCGAGGCGAGGGCGCAAGAAAUGUGGUCGCUACUUUUACGUAAAAACGGCAAGCAAAGUGUUUGUCGCUUCCCCAUGUAGCGGAUUCGUAUAGUUAUUACGAAGUAGUUUUUUAAUUCACGCGAAAGAUACGUUAUCUAUGUAAAUUUUCUUAUUUAAAAAUUGUAUUUAUAAAUACGGUGCGAGUACGGUGAACUUCCUGGUGGUUUUAUACUCCGACGUUAUAUUAUCUCUUAGGAAUUUUAUCGCGCGCGUGUACAUUUCUGCCCAAAAUUCUAAUACAUAAACCAUCAGAUUGUGGAUUUCCAAUUUCAUUCAUGUUAACAUUAAUUGAUUCGGUUAUUUACAGAUAAUCGACGUAUUUUUAUCAUAUCGUUCUAUCGCUAACAAUAAGAGAUGUAACAAGUUGCAAUUAAUUGUUAUUUUAGCGGUUACAUUUGUCCACGAUUACAUUUUGUCGCACUAAAUAUAUAUUUUUAUUGAAAUUUAAUUCGUUUUCGAUCGCUGUCAUUGUCAAAUUGUUGUUGCCGUUUGAUUUCAGCCGUGAAUCCUCUAUUUCCAGACGCGAGUUAUUUAACGAAACGCGCAUCGAUUUGGCAAAAAUUUAACAUCGAUCGAAAACGCACACACUUUGCGUUAAAAAAUCGAAAAAGUCAGAGGCAGAAAGAAAUCUGUCGCGAUAAGACUCGAUGUCGCCGGAUAAUCAAGCUUCGUAAGCAUCGGUUAUUAAAAUUUUUUCGAUAGACUUAUGGCUCCGAUAAAUUUCACAGUUCACGGCGCGAACGAGCGUUCGAGGUUUAACGAUGUUGUGUAAAUAGCGGAUCGUCGAUGAAAUCGUUAAACCGAUAGAUCGUAUAAAGAGUAAUGGAAAAUAAAGGACGGGCGGAUGGGUGCACGGGGUAAAGUGUACAGUAAGUUAUCUCCUUCGUUGCUGUUGUCACUUUUAAUCAUCGCCGUAACACAUUAUCGCGUUCGAUCUUUGGCCGAAAAAAGGUUUGCGAAAAUAUAUUCUAUUUAUCUGCUUUAUACAUAUUAUGUGAAAAUAUGAUAAAACUGUUUUUAAUUUGAUAUAAUAAAUCUAAUUUUAUCUCUUAAUUUUAUUUUUGAACACGUUUAAGCCUCUGGCGUUAAUCAGACGAAUUAAUAAACGGGGUUAUCUUGUUUUGAUAUCAUAUUAUCUGUUGGAUAUUAUUUAUCUUUCGACAUUGUUAUUUUAUUAUGCGCACUAACGACACUGCCCACGAUAACAUAUCGUCCGCUUCGUUUAAGCUUAAAUGUAACGAAUCAAAAAAAAAAAAAAAGAGCCUCAAGCAGCGAAAUCUCGCCCGUAGACGGUUCUACGGAGAUAUAGAUUCGGCUCGUUGUUCCAACAUAUUUUCCACGUCGCGAAAUUGUACUCCGUUUAAGAGCGCCGUCGGAUCUCCUCUACGCCGAGAUUUUCUGCAAAUGUCGACAAAAUGCCCGAAAUUGUCGAGCGACGAAAUCGCUCGGCGCCACAAUGACUGUCCCUUGUAACGAUAUUGUAACAUACUGUAUGUUUUGUGCCGUCGUUAGAGAGAAAGAAGUGUUCUAUAUCACAAAGAAUAAAAGUUAUAUUACAUGUUCACACACGCUGCCGCUCGGACGAUUCGCAAAGUGUUCCCGUCGUCGUUUGGAAUCGCGCGAGCGCGGAAUGGCGCGAAUGGCGAUGAUUACAUACGAUAUUCCUUAUGUUACAAUGUAAUAUUAUAUUUAUUAAAUAAAACUAGUAACUGACGUAUUUUGAUCA
This is a messenger RNA of Temnothorax curvispinosus, 7058 nucleotides long. It is a transcript of the gene alpha-Man-IIb, whose product is annotated as alpha-mannosidase 2. The annotation marks the transcript as partial. Gene Ontology annotation, biological process: mannose metabolic process; protein deglycosylation; N-glycan processing. The transcript has 5 exons. Gene Ontology annotation, molecular function: carbohydrate binding; alpha-mannosidase activity. The record is from RefSeq and is a predicted model, not a curated record. Gene Ontology annotation, cellular component: Golgi membrane. Lineage: Eukaryota; Metazoa; Arthropoda; Insecta; Hymenoptera; Formicidae.